UCAAACACUUCUGUUGAUCACUUUUCUUACUUCUUAUUAAACAUACAGGGAACACUAAUCUGGCAGAGGCUCAUGCCAGAAAAGUAUUAUGAAAAGAAACACCUUUUUGACAUGCACACUUGGGAAGUAUGACAUGGAAGGGAUCACUCCACUGACUUAAGCGUACUCCUAUAAUAACAGCCCCAAACCAAGAAAGCAAUAAAUAUGUAAUGACAAAAAAAAUAAUUUAGGAAGGAUUUAUAAAUGCAAAAAGAAAUUUUUGAGCUCCAUUGCACAUGGCAAAACAUUACCAUGAUGUCUCAGCUCUACUCCACCCAUUUCCCCUCACACAGCAAAUACCUGGAGGGCACCAGAUUUCCACUCCCAUUGGCAAGUCAGAUUGGUACAUAUCACUUAUUUGGCAAGGACAUACUAAACUGACUUCCCCUCCAAACAAAAGGGAGAAAGAAAAAGAAUUAAAGAUCUUCCGAGAAGGUGGGGUCUGCUACUGAAACACCCCCUGCCUUCCCUAUAUAAAGGUUGAACUGUACUCUGAUCUGCCUUGCUCUGUGUUGUAUGCUUCGCAUAACAGAUCCAGAGCACCUCGAGCACCAUGGCCUUUUCUGUGCGCACAAGCGGUGGAUCCCGGCAAUUCUCUUCUCGAAGCGGACUUGGCGGGGGAUCUCUGAGAAUGUCUGGUUCUAGUGGGGGAGCAGGCUUCGGUGGCAGUGGACUUGGGUUUGGUGGUGGAUCUGGCGGAGGUUUUGGUGCUGCUUCUAUGCUUGGUUCCGGCUCUGGCUUUGGUGGAGGUUUUGGGAGUAGCUCAGGUGGAGGCUUUGGGAGCAGCUUAAGCAGUGGCUUUGGUGGAGGCUACGGUAGUGGUUUAGGUGGUAGCUAUGGAGGUGGCUUAGGCAGUGCUUUUGGGGGAGGUUUAGGCAGUGCUUUUGGCAGCAGCUCAGGUGCUGGUUUCGGAGGUGGCUUUGGUAGCGGCUCAGGAUCUGGUUUUGGAGGUGGUUUUGGUGGUGCUGGUGCUGGGGAUGGCGGACUUAUUUCUGGCUCCAAAAAAGAAACGAUGCAGAACCUCAACGACCGUCUGGCUGCUUAUCUGGACAAAGUACGAUCUCUGGAGGAUGCCAACACAGAAUUGGAGCGCAAAAUCCGCGAGUGGUAUGAGAAAAAUGGCCCUGGUGUUGGCAUCCCUGGAUCUGGGAAUGACUACAGUAAAUACUAUCCUAUAAUUGAAGAUCUUCGAAGCAAGAUCAUCAAUGCAACUAUCGACAAUGCAAGAAUCAUUUUGCAGGUUGAUAAUGCCAGACUGGCUGCUGAUGACUUCAGACUGAAAUAUGAGAAUGAAGUGGCUCUUCGCCAGAGUGUGGAAGCUGACAUCAAUGGUCUGCGCAGAGUUCUUGAUGAGCUGACUUUGACAAGAGCUGAUUUGGAGAUGCAGAUUGAAAGCCUGAAUGAAGAACUGGCUUACCUCAAGAAGAAUCACGAAGAGGAGCUUCAAGGCAUCCAAAGCAGUGCAUGUGGUCAAGUCAGCGUUGAAAUGGAUGCUGCUCCAGGAAUUGACCUGACCAAGCUUUUGAAUGACAUGAGGGGACAGUAUGAAGUCAUUGCUGAGCAAAAUCGUAAAGAGGCUGAAGCAUGGUUCAAUGAAAAAAGCGGGGAGCUGAAAAGGGAAAUCUCCACCAAUACUGAGCAGCUUCAGUCAGGAAAGAGUGAGAUAACAGAUUUAAAACGGACCCUCCAGAGCCUGGAAAUUGAACUACAAUCUCAGCUUGCCAUGAAAAAAUCCCUUGAAGACACUUUAGCAGAAACAGAAGGAGGUUACUGUGCUCAGCUUUCACAAAUCCAACUUCAGAUUGGGAAUCUGGAGUCUCAGCUGUUUCAGGUCAGGGCUGAUAUGGAGCGCCAGAAUGCAGAGUAUCAACAACUUCUAGACAUUAAGACUCGCCUGGAGAUGGAGAUUGAAACCUAUCGUCGCUUGCUGGAUGGCGAGUUUGUGAGUGCAGGACCAGGAGUUACAUUUGAAAGCUCAUCCUUGACAGGGUCUAAAUCACAAACACAAUCACUGGAUUCUUCGCAGGAUCCUGCCAAAACUAGAAAGAUCAAGACAAUUGUUGAAGAAGUGGUAGAUGGAAAAGUUGUUGCAUCCCAUGUUAAGGAAGUUGAAGAGAAGAUAUAAGGCACAAUCUGAUAUUGCAAAGGAUCCAUUCACUCCAUGUUUUUUCAAAGCCAAAGUGGAUAAAUAAUUUCAUGCAGUUGUAUAAAAUGAAAAAAAUAGAUUGGCU
Molecule: messenger RNA, 2270 nt
Organism: Falco peregrinus (peregrine falcon)
Lineage: Eukaryota; Metazoa; Chordata; Aves; Falconiformes; Falconidae
Gene: KRT12
Product: keratin 12
Exons: 8
Coding region: 593-2164 (523 amino acids)
Molecular function (GO): structural molecule activity
Source: RefSeq, a predicted model, not a curated record